GUCAAACGCUCUUAUUUUAUUAUGGCUGUUACUUCGAACCGAGAACGCUAAAUAAAAUAAAACAAAAAAGAUAGAUUUUCUAUGCACGUGCCGCAAAGAACGUCACUACAAAAAGGAAUAAAGGAAAAUAUUUCGGUUGUCGGGGUGCCCCCUUGUUGUUGAAUUUUACUUAAAAUCUUGUAAAAGGACCAAAUUUCUGCAAUCAUGACUGCUAAGGUACCUCCUCUUACCUACAAAGUCGUUGCUGAGUGUUCUGUGACGAAAGCACGAUCUGGCCUGAUGACGCUACGCCAUGGAGAAGUUAAUACGCCAGUUUUCAUGCCAGUGGGCACCCAAGGCACGCUGAAAGGUCUGCUACCGGAUCAGCUUAUUGAGCUUAACUGCCAGAUACUUCUGGGAAACACCUACCAUUUAGGCAUGCGACCUGGCGUUGAAACGUUAAAAAAAGCCGGAGGAUUGCAUAAAUUUAUGGGAUGGCCGAGAGGUAUUCUCACUGAUUCGGGAGGCUUUCAAAUGGUUUCUUUACUCAAAUUGGCAAAAAUAGACGAAAAUGGCGUAAACUUUUGUUCACCCUUUGAUAACAGUGAGUGUAUGCUAACACCCGAACACUCAAUACAGAUUCAGAACACUAUUGGUGCCGAUAUAAUGAUGCAGUUGGAUGAUGUAGUGAAGACAACUACGGUUGGACCACGCGUUGAAGAGGCUAUGCAUCGUACUAUUCGUUGGUUGGAUCGAUGUAUAUCUGCACAUUCGCGUGACGAUGAUCAAAGCCUAUUUCCCAUCGUGCAGGGUGCAUUGGAUGCUGAUUUGCGUAGACAGUGUGCUGACGAACUUAUAAAGAGAGAUGUUCGCGGCUACGCUGUUGGUGGUCUUAGUGGCGGAGAAAGCAAGCAUGAGUUUUGGCGUACAGUUAACGUCUGCACAGAUUUAUUACCUAAGGACAAGCCAAGAUACUUAAUGGGCGUAGGGUUUGCAGCUGACUUGGUGGUAUGUGUUGCACUCGGUAUUGAUAUGUUUGACUGCGUUUUUCCUACUAGAACGGCGCGUUUCGGCUGUGCACUAGUAAAUGCAGGACAACUUAAUUUAAAAAAUAAAAAGUAUGAACACGAUAUGCGUCCCAUAGACGAACAGUGUGAAUGCAGCACAUGUCGUCGAUAUACACGUUCAUACCUACAUCAUAUUGCCGCCAUCGAAUCGGUUUCAUGUAGUUUGUUAAGUAUACAUAACGUGGCAUAUCAAUUGAGGUUGAUGAGGCAUAUGAGAGACGCAAUAGAACGUGAUCAAUUUCCGCAAUUUAUCUGUGAUUUUAUGGCUAUACACUUUGAUGGCGAACCAGUUCCGCUUUGGAUAACGGAAGCUUUACAAGCGGUCAAUGUGGAAUUGCCGCCGAAGGAACAAAAAACAACUCAACCAGAGGCCUAACAGUAUUUAAGAUUUAUUAUUCGAUUAAAUAGUUUAUAGAAAAAAUAUAUAUUGAAAUAGAUGCAGCAAACAAGUACAACAGAUAGAAG
Messenger RNA from Rhagoletis zephyria (snowberry fruit fly), 1511 nucleotides. RefSeq names its product tRNA-guanine transglycosylase (gene Tgt). Gene Ontology annotation, cellular component: cytosol. The record is from RefSeq and is a predicted model, not a curated record. Gene Ontology annotation, molecular function: tRNA-guanosine(34) queuine transglycosylase activity. Lineage: Eukaryota; Metazoa; Arthropoda; Insecta; Diptera; Tephritidae.